AUGAAAUUCACAUCCACUGCUAUAUUUUCCCUUGCUGUUAUGGCUGUCAAUGCUGCCGACAGUUCAUCUGCUGCAAGUGGUGGUGCUGUUUCCUCAGCUGUUUCAAGAGCUUCAUCAGCAGUUGCUGGUGGCUCAUCAGCCUCUGAUGCGUCACACGCUUCUUCAGCCUCUGAAUCCAAAGCUUCAGGCUCAUCAUCAGCAUCAGGCUCAUCAGCUGCCGCUGCAGGUUCAUCAGGCUCAUCAAAGGCUUCCUCCACCGCAUCAUCCUCCUCAAAAGCUUCUUCUUCAAGUGCCGGAUCAUCAUCCAAAGGUGAUGCUAAUUAUGCUGGAACCGCCGGUGCUGCCGGUGUGUUGGGUGCCAUUGCAGGUGUUCUUUUGUUGUAA
This is a messenger RNA of Lodderomyces elongisporus, 384 nucleotides long. RefSeq lists its product as uncharacterized. The transcript has a single exon. Bases 1 to 384 code for a protein of 127 amino acids. The record is from RefSeq and is a predicted model, not a curated record. Lineage: Eukaryota; Fungi; Ascomycota; Pichiomycetes; Serinales; Debaryomycetaceae.